AUGGUUGAAUAUGCCUCAGGCAGGAAACAUAAGAAUAUUAAAAAUAUUUAUGGAAUCUGCCUUAAAUCUCGGGAAACUGUUCGUGAAGUCUCACAUUGCCCUACAACUCCAGAGGAAUGGAGAAAGAGGGAAGAGUUCAUGAGAUGUGGAUCCGUUCUUCAAUCAUGUACCAGACCGGAACGUUUUGUUUAUCAUUGUCUGCCAAACUCAUUUUGGAACAAGACCAUAGAAGUCUGCGCACCUAAAAAAUCAAUUGUUCUGCACAAAUGUGCAGAGUAUAACGAAGAAGGCACCAGGAUUCAAACCAACUUCGAGCACUCAUGUUUAGACGCUGAUAUCACUUGCCCAGUUCAUUACUCCUCAGACGAAGCUUACAAAUAUCAGACAUGUUACAAACUAGAGAGUAAUCUUCAUACGACAAAGGCACAAACAAAUAAAAAGGAAACAUCACACAGUUGUGAUGUACAAUGUGCUUCCUCAGCGAAAAAAUUGAAGUCCAACAUUACAGAAAUAGUCUUACUGUUGCUUAUUAUUAGCCUGAUGAAUUGCUAUAUUUUCUUCAUUUGACGUAUUCCAAUAUCAACAGAGAAAAAAAAGUGAUGGUCUCUCCACAUCAAAACAAAGCCUCCAAUCGACCAUCUCAACUACGAAAAUUUGCUGGGGAUUUCCAAACAGUUAACAAAUUCCACCAUCUUGUGGAUUUAUAAAAUGAAGUUCCAGCUACUGAGAGAAAGUCCCAUAUCGUGCAAAGAAAUUAAUUAAGAAGGCUAGUGUUCCGUUCUUUGUGCCGUUCCUCAGAGAAAUGAAAACAGAAGAUUUUUGGAUGAAAGGAGCAACCGUGUAAUGCAAUGCAAAGAAAGCUGUAAUUU
Saccostrea cuccullata (small rock oyster) is the source of this 869-nucleotide messenger RNA. RefSeq lists its product as uncharacterized. The record is from RefSeq and is a predicted model, not a curated record. The transcript is spliced from 5 exons. NCBI's taxonomy places the organism in Eukaryota, Metazoa, Mollusca, Bivalvia, Ostreida, Ostreidae. Bases 1 to 567 code for a protein of 188 amino acids.